AUGGCCUCGGCUCCGUUCCCACACCGUCGGUACCUGGACCGCACACUGCCGGCGUUACGCCCCGCCCUCGACGAGCACGUCGAGGAAUACGUUCUCGGUGGCAUCGACCACAACUUGAGGACAAAGGAGGAGCGCGAGGAAGGUCUUGAGGCUCUCAUCCCCGAGAUCAAGGCCACGAAGGACAGCCAGAUCGACGCGUCGCUGAGGACUGAGCGCCAAACGAUCAGCAAGAGGCAGAUGGAGCAGCGCUUCGAGUGGGCCGGCAUCGUUGAUGCUUCCUCUACUGGGACGCCUCUUCGAGAGCUGCAAUCCAACCACGCUUUAUGCCAUGGGAAGGAGGACGAGGACUCUGACGUUAACGAGGAGCCAGCGUACAAACGCCGUAUGAAGGCAGAGUUCACCCCAAACGAGGACGACUUUGCAGUUAGGUUGAUUGCGGCGUUGGGGCCACACGACACCAAGUUGCAAGGUGCCCGAGCGACCAAGACUACUUGGGCCCCCUGGCAACUCGAGUCUUGGGAGAGGAUUAUGGCGUCAAACACCCUCAUGGGGCCCCUGCUCGAAAACUACACCGCCUCUUCUUGGGCUAAGCGGUACGAGCGGGGCGGCGAGACUUGGGCUUCGCUGGUGGACAGCUGCGUCCAGGAGGGGAUAAACACUCGGCUGCAGACCGAGGCCGAGGCUGCCGACGGGACAGACAUGGGCAAGAAGUUUGGAGCGACCUCGUUGGCCGUGGUGAAGCCGCUCGCCAAGAGCGGCACCGUAGCACCCUCCAACCAGCGCGCAUGGUCGUCGCCCGAGAUCGACCUCUUCUGCCGCAUUAUUGCAGCAAAUCGUCGCCUCUCGCAGAUUGGGCUGGGACCCAAGACGCGUUGCAGCGGGCAAGACCGCAAAACCCCGACACCAGACAAAGACUCAUUUUGGGCCAAUGCCAGGGCUGAACAUGGCUCGCGGCACCGGCUUUGGAGCUGGUCGGAUUGGCAGCUGCGCGAGUACUACCAUAAGCACCGUGUCCCGAUUGAGGACAAUGUCGAAGAGUACAUCAAGGCCGGUAUCCAGGCCAAUCUCAAGACGCGCUACGAGCCGGUCAACUUGAAGGGGGAUUGGCACGCCGGCAGUCGAACUCUGGACAUUUGA
This is a messenger RNA of Vanrija pseudolonga, 1137 nucleotides long. RefSeq lists its product as uncharacterized. The transcript is spliced from 8 exons. The record is from RefSeq and is a predicted model, not a curated record. NCBI's taxonomy places the organism in Eukaryota, Fungi, Basidiomycota, Tremellomycetes, Trichosporonales, Trichosporonaceae. Bases 1 to 1137 code for a protein of 378 amino acids.